UCCAUUUCCUUUAAAUAACUGCCCAACAUACACCUUACAAUGACAAUCUACCAACGCAAAACUUGAGACAAGGGAUUCGAAACUCCGUUUGGUUGCAGUUGCACAUUUCUACUGACUGAUCAUCGUACAAGGAAUAUACUCAAGAAAUAUGAGCCCUCACACUUGGUGAUACUUUAUGUACAUAAUGUUUGCAAUUUCAACCCAAACGCAAGGUCUCAAACCGACGGUGUCAUCAUCAGCUAGCCAUUCAUCAGAACGAUUCUCUCCUGCCUCGACUUCCUUUCCAAAGAACUGUAUUUCGCAGGGCAGUCCAUUUUCGUCAAAGCAAAGUUCUUUUCAAAGAGGUCAAUUUCAUGUUAGACGAUACCUUGGGCUCAAUCGAACUGGUAAAAGAAGAAAUAAUGCAGGUAUUGCAGUGUCACCAAGUUGUGUCCUUCCUCUAACCGAGGAAAAUGUUGAGAAGGUUCUAGAUGAAGUCAGGCCAGGCCUAAUGGCAGAUGGAGGGAAUGUUGUACUACAUGAGAUCGAUGGCCUAGUUGUAGUUCUUAAGCUUCAGGGAGCAUGUGGAUCUUGUCCAAGUUCCACAAUGACACUUAAAAUGGGAAUUGAAACCCGCCUUCGCGACAAAAUCCCUGAAAUAAUGGAAGUAGAGCAGAUUCAGGACUCUGAGACUGGCCUUGAGUUAAAUGAGGAAAAUAUUGAGAAGCUUCUUGGAGAGAUUAGACCAUAUCUGGUAGGAGCAGGUGGUGGAGAACUUGAGCUUGUUCAGAUUAAUGACUACGUUGUUAAGGUUCGACUGAGUGGACCGGCAGCUUCCGUGAUGACAGUUCGUGUAGCUCUUACUCAAAAAUUAAGAGAUGCAAUACCAGCUAUUGCUGCAGUUCAGUUGAUAGAAUGAAGGAAAUGCUCAGCCAUAUGACGACGUUUUCCUGCAAGAAUUACAGUAACAUCAUUUUUGGUAUAAAUGUAGUAUUCUUUAUCCCUAGACUACAUGUUACCCUAUUGCAUGUAACACAGAGGAGCUUCUAGAAGUUUUCUUGAACUUAUAAUGUGCCAAGUAAUGGAAGACUUCACCUGAACAUUCUUCCAAAUUGUAAGUAAAAUGAACUUAAAAAUUACAUGAUGAUUUUCUGGAACUA
Molecule: messenger RNA, 1139 nt
Organism: Nicotiana tabacum (common tobacco)
Lineage: Eukaryota; Viridiplantae; Streptophyta; Magnoliopsida; Solanales; Solanaceae
Product: nifU-like protein 3, chloroplastic
Biological process (GO): iron-sulfur cluster assembly
Cellular component (GO): mitochondrion; chloroplast stroma
Molecular function (GO): iron ion binding; iron-sulfur cluster binding
Source: RefSeq, a predicted model, not a curated record